Messenger RNA from Lytechinus variegatus (green sea urchin), 3173 nucleotides. Its product is annotated as insulin-like growth factor-binding protein complex acid labile subunit. Gene Ontology annotation, molecular function: protein binding; transmembrane signaling receptor activity. The transcript has a single exon. Lineage: Eukaryota; Metazoa; Echinodermata; Echinoidea; Temnopleuroida; Toxopneustidae. Bases 166 to 2409 code for a protein of 747 amino acids. Gene Ontology annotation, biological process: toll-like receptor signaling pathway; immune response. Gene Ontology annotation, cellular component: membrane. The record is from RefSeq and is a predicted model, not a curated record.
ACGACGAUAAAGAAUGAGACAUUUACAAGGUAUCCCAAUCUCCGUGCUCUCACACUUGGUCAAAACAAUAUAUCCUGCAUUGAGGAAGAUGCCUUCGAGCCAUUGAAGAGCCUGGUCAGUCUUUUGAUCACAGAUAACCAUCAUUUACCAGCAUUCAAAAGGUCUAUGUUUAGCUCUAAUAGUUUGUCGUUGUUGAACGCAGCAUCUUCUAAUUUAGAGACAUUCCCGGGCGAUGUCGUUGAGCUCCUAACCAGUAGUACGAUCUUAAGUCUUUCUUCUAAUAGAAUACGCAAUAUCAACUGGACGAGCUCGAAUCCCCUCAAUAGUCUUUACCUUGAUUCAAAUAGUUUCCGGCAAAUUUCAAAUGAGUCGUUUGUAUUGAAUAACCCGCUGGACACCCUAGAUUUGUCUACAAAUCCACUAGAAUUUAUCGAAGCUACCGUUAUUGCUUCGUUGAAUAUCAAACGAAUUUAUUUGAUGAAUACGCAUAUUGCACUUAAUCAAAUACGGAAUUUCUUCCAUGGUAUCAGCUUAUCAACGUACAUCGAAGAGCUUAAUCUUUCUGACACCGAACUCCAUGCCAUCCAGGCCGGAUUAUUUACACCUCUCAAGGGAAAGAGUUUAGCCAAAGUCAACAUUGAACUAAACGACAUUAAUGUGAUUGAAGACGGUGGUUUUGAUGGAUUGGGGGGUGUGAAUCAGCUUCAGCUUGGGUGGAACAACCUUAAACUCAUCAAACCAAACAUCUUUAAAGGAAUGACUGCCCUUCGUUACCUUUCGUUGGAUAAAAACAGAAUCGUAACCCUAAAUGAAGACGCUGUCCCAUGGAAUGUCUCACUCAUAGAGCUAAACUUAGCAAGUAAUGAAAUAAUAUCCAUCAACAGCUCCGCCUUUCAUGGAUUAAAAACUCUAAGGAAAUUAGACUUAAGUGAAAAUCACAAACUUCAGUUAAUUGAGAGUGAUUCGUUUGCCAGUUGCCCAUUUAUUGCAGAGUUAGAUUUGUCCAACACACACAUUUUUCAUCUUCAUUUUCCUUACCUCCCUUUCCUCACUUCCUUAAUACUACAAUAUUCAUUUUGCCCUGACAAAUUGAUUCGACCUGGUAAUCUUGAGACUAAAGCACCCUCUUUAUCAACACUCAAUCUUAUCGACAAUAUAUUAGGAUCUGAAAAAUUAUGGGAUUCAUCUACUAAUAAAUCUUCUUUCUAUGGCUUGCAAAAUCUAUCUCGAUUGGAACUUUCAAGUAAUCCCUUGUUGUCUAUUCCACCAGGCAUCUUCAAAAAUUUGUCAAAUCUGCAAAUACUACGUUUAGACGACUGUUUACUCGUAGUGUUAGAAACUGGUAUUUUUUCAGAUCUCAGCCAUCUUAUCUUAUUAAGUAUGCAGUCAAACCACCUGCGUGCGAUUUCCACUGGUUUAUUUGAUAAAUUACAGGAUUUGCAAUAUUUGUUUUUGCCAGGGAAUGAAUUUACAUAUCUUGAUGGGAAUGUAUUUCAAUACUUAUCAAAUCUCGUGUUUAUUGAUAUUUCCAAAAAUCGCAUAUCGGGCCUAAACCAUUCCACGUUUAGACCUCUGUCAAAUCUCAGAAAGCUUUACUUAUCUGAUAAUCCAAUCGUGUGUAAUUGUGACUUAAAAUGGUUCCCUGUGUGGUUAAAAGGAGGUAAUGUAGAGCUUAUAGAUUCAUUUGAAACCAUAUGCCUUGACACUGUAGCGACUUUAAAGCAAUUCAGAGGUAAACAAUUAAUAACUUUUAAUCCUACGGGCGACUGUGAUGCAAACAUCGUCCUGUACAGUUGUUUAGCCGUUGUAGGUAUGGUGUCCAUCUUUACCCUAGGUUUGAUCUACUAUCAGAGAUGGUGGAUCAGAUAUCGGCUGUUCCUUCUUAAACUUUGCUUCGUUGGGUACGAAGUCAUCCACGACGAUGCUGAUCGAGAAGAAUACCAGUACGACCUCGCCGUCAUGCUCCACGAAGCUGACGAUGAGUGGGUGGACCAACAUUUGCGACCAGCUCUGAUAGAACGACUUCCAGAUUUCAAUCGAAUCGUAUGUGGCGAUGAGGAGCUCAUGCUUGGCAUGUACUAUCUUGAUGCUGUCCAUUACGCUACAGAACGAAGUUUCAAGACGAUUUUCGUGAUCAGUCGUGCGGCUUUGCAGGACCAGUGGUUCCUCAUGAAGUUCCGAACUGUUCUUGAUCACGUCAAUGAUGUUGGUACAGAGAAGAUGGUUAUUGUAUUUGUGGAAGAUAUAGGAGAGGACGAACUUCCUUUCCUAAUCAGACUGUUUCUCAGUGAUCAUAGACCAUAUCUGAUUUGGCCAGGAGAUGAAAGAGGACAGUAUUACUUCUGGGAGGAAUUGACCAAAGGUCUGACGGUCAAUCUCAAAUGCAAUCAACUGAUACCACCUAACUAAGUAAUUAUGUCUCCAAACGAGAGCAUUUGCUUUUUGAAAUAUGACUAGUUUAUCUCAUUUUUUAAUAUAUAAUAUGCCAUUUGCAGGGCCAAAUAAUCCUAUACUAUGUUUAUAGGUGGGGUUAGCCCACUUUGCAAAAUCGCUGUGCAGAAAUAAAGCGGGGCUAAACUGAAUGGCAAUUUAGCCACGUACUAAAGGUGUGGCUAAAUGGCAAUUAGCCCAACCUGUACAACGGAAAUUUUCGCAAGUAUAAAAAGCAUGAAAACUUUUCCUGUUUUUCUGAACAUAUUCACUUAUUUUAGCAUGAGACUUCUCAACUUAAGCAUGAAACUCCGAAGAUUCUAUCAGUAUCAACGUGAGUUUAUGUCAACUGAUUUUUUAAAAAGAAUACUGAGCCUCGUUCAAUAAUAAACAAAUAAAGACAUGAUCUUCAUUAAAUUUUGAGCGAUGGAGUUAAUAGAUUAUUGCGUACAUAGUCUGAAUAAAUUGACGUAUUAAUGAACGCUAUACAUAUUGUUUUUCUGAGCUGCAUAAUAUUGUAAAUUUGUACAGUUGUGUAACUAUUUACAUGUGUAACUUUGCAGAAAAUUAUAGUCUCCAUAAUAUUUUUAGUACAUAAACCGAGUUAAUUAUUGUGUGUAUAAUUUUGUUGAAGUAUAUUUUCUUUAAAAAAAUCAAUUGCAGUGUAACUGGCCCAAUAACCAUUGUCAGUAUUAUAAUGUAUAUAUUUAACCAACCUAUAAAAGGCAGAUUUGCAUUGAAAU